Messenger RNA from Echinostoma caproni, 531 nucleotides. NCBI's taxonomy places the organism in Eukaryota, Metazoa, Platyhelminthes, Trematoda, Plagiorchiida, Echinostomatidae. The record is from the annotation of a GenBank genome assembly.
AUGGGACAAAGCAAACUGAAUCAAGGCAACCGAGAAAUCGAUCUGGUUGUAACUCUCACAAUGCGACUGAAUGUUCAAACACUGGUUCUCGUUGUGCUAAGUCUGAGCACAUUCCAACCAGACCGUGUCGGUGCGUCAUACUGUCGCGGUUGUCCAGACGUGUUCGAUCAUUUUCUCGCUCGUCCCAGAGCAGCUACACAAGUGGUCCACAUCGAUCCGCGUGAGUACACUCGAUGGAAUUCGACUUUAUUCAAUCCAUUCGGAGAGCCGAUUUUCCAGGAUGAAACUGUCUAUUUGAUGUUCAACAAUAACCGAUUGCCCAUAGCUACAGAUUUGGGAACACUGAAUUUAAGUUCCCUGCCCAGACUCACUACCUUCAUUCCUUUAGUCGAUUUGAAGGACACAAUUAAUACGAUAUAUGAAAAUUGGAUCAAGUACACUGUCAAGGCGAAUUCCACUUCGAACGAGCCCAUUUUGUGUUUGCGUUUAGAUUCGUUACACUAUUUGAUGCGAUUCAUUGGAUUACUUUGA